AUGUCCCAGAUCCCGAUACUUGCUUCAUGGCGUCGACCUAUUCGGUAUCGUGUGAACAGUUCUGCAGCACUUAUUUAUUUACUGCACCCGGCAUUAAAACCGGAAUCCUUACGGCACCCCGAAAUCCCAUUUGGUGGACAAAUCCAAGUGGCCAUUCUCUUCGGCUGCGAGUCCUUUCCACGUGAGGAGGACAGUAACUGGAUGCGCAUCCGCAUUGUCACCAUUUAUCUCAACGCCUUGGCGGAUUUUUAUCAUAACCGAUUGGAACUUAUGGGCCACCCUGUAGUUCUUCACUUCAUUACAGGAGGAAACGAGGCCUUGGACAUGGAAUGGAUCCCGACCGACCACAAGAGGAGCAGGGACCUCCCAACGAGCCUCCGUCACUCCCGUGUGGCCAUUCCAUUCUUCAUUGCUGGGCUCCCGGGUCACUUGCGAAUUUCGAGGCUCCGAUUCGGCCUCACUCUCUUCGGCAUCUGACAAAGGAGGAUUCCUCUUCAAAUAAACGAGACGAGCAUAAUGGAAUUUGGAGGAAUGCAGCAUCCGAAGCCGAGGGGAAUCAGAGCCCCCGGAGUUUUCUGGAAACCACUUCACGCCAUUCCUAAGAACAGAUAGGAAAUGCAUCAGCAGGAAAAAAAAAAAAACAAGUGUAGGAUCAUCAUUGGGAAACUCUUAUUUCUAUUCAAAUUCAGAAACACAGUUCGACAUCUAUUACAAGUCUCAAAAUAAUUUUUAGGAAUGUAGAAUUCAGAGUGGAUUGGAAUCUACAUGUAGUAGCAAACUAGAGCCAACACAGAAUUUUCUGCUUAGGUAAAAUGUGGUAAGCAAUGAACACUGAUGAAAAAUAAAUCAGCAGCAGAUAUAAUUUUUUAAGGGAAAGCUAAAUAUAGGGGAAUUUCACGAGGAGGAAAGAUGGAUUGGAGAUAAGAAUCUGGAGUCUCUUCGCUUAAAUUGCUCAUUGGUGGAAAUGGGCGGGACACUUAACCACGCUGCCUCGAUCGUUCUUUACCAUUGCUAUUCUGUAAAGUUCUUCACUAAAUCGCGUUUCACUCCUGAGUAAUUGAUGUGUAAAAACCGACAACCCAUAAAACUAAUGCAAGUCAAAUGCGUCCCUGUACUGCUUGAGAGCAACAUAAGGAAAGUCAAAUGCGUCGCUGUGCUUUUUAAAGAAAACUCUAUAAAAGAAAAAUGCGACAUGUGCACCAA
Messenger RNA from Darwinula stevensoni, 1203 nucleotides. Lineage: Eukaryota; Metazoa; Arthropoda; Ostracoda; Podocopida; Darwinulidae. The record is from the annotation of a GenBank genome assembly.